CAAUGACUAGCUUGGCGAGUACAGCCCCACCGCUGCUGCAAUCCACAGUGUUGCCUUCAUCCACUAUUUUGCCGGCAUCCUCUGUUUUGCCAGACAUUAUGUGUGCUCUAGGAUUCAUCUGGAUUGUUGAGACAGCUGCCUGCAUGCCCGAUAAUAACAUUCUGCGGCCUCGGAGGAGUGCUCCUGGAUGCCCGAAUGGCUACUUCAUGGACCAAAAAUUCAAAAUGUGCCUUCGUGAAAAGUACCAAGCCAAACAGAUUGCGGGACAAAUAGGACAAUGGUUGCCGAUCUAUAAAACAACAAAAAAGCCGAUCCUUGUUGUAACAUCUCCAAGUGUUAAAAACCCCUUGGAUGGUUAUACUGGCAACUGGUACUCCUAUGGUUCUAACUGGGCCACGACAGAUAGAUAUAAUUUUUAAGACCCAUCAAAUUUAUUGGCCAAAGUUUUCAUUAUGCAUACAAAUACAACUGAAGAGCA
Drosophila kikkawai is the source of this 478-nucleotide messenger RNA. RefSeq lists its product as uncharacterized. The record is from RefSeq and is a predicted model, not a curated record. Lineage: Eukaryota; Metazoa; Arthropoda; Insecta; Diptera; Drosophilidae.